AUGGAAGCGAUUCGUGAGUUCCCUCCGCCCAACUCUAAGCGUCGGGUGCAAAGAUUCCUGGCCAUGGUCAACUUCUGUCACCGGUUCUUCCUGAACUGUGCCGGCCUCAUGCUUCCGAUCCUCAAUCUGCUGUUCAUCCGGCUUGACAUGAACAGGGACGUCAAAGCCUGGUUCCGGUCGUGCCCGAGUGGCCAACGCAACAAAGUCCAGCGCCACAACAGGUCACAACCCGGCACCUUCCCCAACCUCGACGCUUGCUUCAGGCAUGUGCAUCUCGCUGCUAACGGCUUGGUUGAACGUUUCCACUGCCAGCUCAAAACCGUCCUGCGUGCCGCACAGAGGCCAGCCGACUGGUCUGACAAUGUGCCCCUAGCACUUCUUGGCAUGCGUUUGGCACUGAAGUCGGAUCUGGAUUGCAGCGUGGCCAAACUAAUGUUUGGCACUAGGCUCUGGCUACCAGGUGCGAUGGUCACUCCGAACCUCUUGUGGUGCUGA
Messenger RNA from Dibothriocephalus latus, 495 nucleotides. Lineage: Eukaryota; Metazoa; Platyhelminthes; Cestoda; Diphyllobothriidea; Diphyllobothriidae. The record is from the annotation of a GenBank genome assembly.